This is a messenger RNA of Beta vulgaris subsp. vulgaris (sugar beet), 3480 nucleotides long. RefSeq names its product potassium channel SKOR. Lineage: Eukaryota; Viridiplantae; Streptophyta; Magnoliopsida; Caryophyllales; Amaranthaceae. Gene Ontology annotation, cellular component: membrane. The record is from RefSeq and is a predicted model, not a curated record. The transcript is spliced from 14 exons. Gene Ontology annotation, biological process: potassium ion transport; transmembrane transport. The coding region runs from base 679 to 3207 and encodes 842 amino acids. Gene Ontology annotation, molecular function: voltage-gated potassium channel activity; protein binding.
UGAAAUAAAUGAAACCCUUUCCUCAAAAAACUCACAUAAAAAAUAAGAAGCCUUUCAUUUAUUUUAGAAUGGUAGAAGUAUAAAGUUUUCCGACUACCAAGUAUUCAUCAAAAUAAGAUUGAAUAGAAAACCCCGUCAAAAAAAAAAAAAAAGAUUGAAUAGGAACCAACUAUAAUUUAAUUUGUUGAUAGAUCUAUUAAUCACAAACUAAAAUCAUAUACCACGGGCUUACCGUUAGUUUGCAACAACAUGAGGAAAAUAAUAGUGAAAAUGAUAAACCAUACCUACAAAACGCCAGAAGUUUCGUUAACCAUAUAAAUCAAUCCCCCCGCGACAAGCUCCAAAUAGCCAUAUACCCAUAUCCACACUCUUUUUUCUCUCCAUUUGAAAUUUCCUUUAAAAACCGAAACAAAAACAAAAAGCACAUUUGAGGAAUAGUGGUGUCCUCGUGUGUACCAUCAUCUACUUAUUAAAUUCUCAGUCCUCUGACUCUCCUUCCUCCUUGGCGUAAUAGUGGAAGAACAAGUUGUUCAUCCGUGAACUUUAAGAAAGUGGAGGAGGGGAGAUAAGAGGACAAUAACCAAAAAAAGAAACAUCAUAAAUCAUAUCCCUUCAUUUCAUUUCCCCUGUUUUUCUUUUGUUUCGUAUUUCUGGAAUAUUACAUCCUAGUUGCCAUAUAUGACGCCUAAGCAACUAGGCCGGAUAAUAUCCGGGAAGACAAUGUCGAGGAUUAGAGAGGAAGGAGGAUCAACAUCGUCAUCGUCAUCUAAUCGAAUCGAGGAUUUCGUGGUGGAGAAGCCGAGAGAACGGCUGACAUCGUCGAGGGGAAGUCGGCUCGACUUAUUGGUGAACGAAUUAAACGACGAAUCCACUCGGAGACAGUUUAGCAGAGAAGGGUUCUUCCUUGGUGUUAAAGAUCUUUAUCAUGGCCUUGUCAUUCAUCCGGAGGACAACAGGUGGUAUAAGGCAUGGGAUAAGUUCAUACUUCUAUGGGCAAUUUACUCUUCAUUCUUUACACCUAUGGAGUUUGGAUUCUUCCGCGGACUUCCUGAGAAUCUCUUCGUCUUGGACAUUGUUGGACAAGUCGCAUUCCUUCUCGACAUUGUGCUACAAUUCUUUGUUGGUUAUAGAGAUAAACAAACUUAUCGUAUGGUCUAUCAACGUCCUGCUAUUGCCUUCAGGUAUUUGAAAUCAACAUUUGUUAUCGAUUUGCUUGCUUGUAUGCCAUGGGAUCUUAUUUAUAAGGCAUCUCAUCAUAAAGAAGCAGUGAGAUAUUUGCUAUGGAUUAGGUUGUGUCGGGUACGCAAGGUACAUUACUUCCUCCAGAAAAUGGAGAAGGAUAUAAGGAUCAACUACCUUUUUACCAGGAUUGUGAAACUUCUUACUGUUGAACUCUACUGCACACAUACAGCAGCUUGCAUCUUUUAUUAUCUAGCCACUACACUUCCCGAACGUGAAGAAGGUUACACAUGGAUUGGUAGUUUAACAUUGGGAGACUAUAGUUAUUCUCACUUUAGGGAAAUUGAUAUUUGGAGAAGAUAUACAGUAUCUCUAUAUUUUGCCAUAGUCACCAUGGCUACUGUAGGUUAUGGAGACAUACAUGCUGUCAACAUGAGGGAGAUGAUAUUCAUUAUGAUCUAUGUCUCAUUUGAUAUGGUUUUGGGUGCUUAUUUGAUCGGUAAUAUGACAGCAUUGAUAGUUAAAGGUUCUAAGACAGAAAGAUUCAGGGAUAAAAUGACAGAAGUAAUGAAGUAUAUGAACAGAAACAGGCUGAGCCGGGAACUUCGCAGUCAAAUCAAAGGUCAUUUGCGUUUACAAUAUGAAAGUAGUUAUACUGAGGCAUCUAUUCUGAAAGACAUUCCAAUAUCUCUUCGUGCUAAGAUUUCCCAAACAUUAUACACGCCAUACAUAGGAAGAGGUCCUCUUUUUAAAGGAUGUUCUUCCGAGUUCAUCAAUCAAAUUGUAACUAGAGUCCAUGAAGAAUUUUUCCUUCCAGGUGAAGUGAUUUUGGAGCAGGGAAAUGUCGUGGAUCAACUGUAUUUUGUCUGUCAUGGAUUGCUGGAGGAGGUAGGCAUUGGGCAAGAUGGGUCAGAAGAGACAGUUUCACGUCUUGAACCUGGUAGUACUUUUGGACAAAUUUCCAUUUUUUGCAACAUCCCUCAACCGACUACUGUCCGAGUUCUUGAACUAUGUCGGCUUCUGCGAAUCGACAAAGAGUCACUAAGUAAUAUCAUUGACAUAUACUUUUAUGACGGGAAAAAGAUUUUUGACAAUCUUCUUGAGGGCAAUGAUGGAAAAUACAACCUGAAACAAGUUGAAUCUGAUAUUGCAUCUCACAUUGGAAAGCAAGAAUCAGAACUUGCUCUAAAAGUGAAUAAUGCUGCAUACCACGGUGACCUUUAUCAGAUAAAGAAUUUGCUCAACGCAGGAGCUGAUAUGAAUAAGACAGAUUAUAAUGGAAGAUCUCCCCUGCAUAUUGCCGCAGCAAGAGGAUGUGAAGAAAUUAUUCUGCUACUUGUUAAAGAAGGAGUCCGUAUCAACGAGAAAGAUAAUUUUGGUAAUACGCCGUUGUUGGAAGCAGUAAAAAAUGGAAAUGACAAGGCUGCCGCCUUAUUAUAUAGAGAAGGAGCAAGACUUGAUGUCAAGGAUGUCGGUUCAUUUCUUUGUACAGCCGUUCUUGGUGGAGAUGUUGAUUAUUUGAGAAGGAUCUUAGCUAAUGGAAUUGAUCCUAACUCCAAAGAUUAUGAUUAUAGAACUCCACUGCAUGUUGCUUGCUCUCAAGGGCUAUAUUUGAUGGCAAAAGUCUUAGUAGAGGCUGGAGCUUAUGUUACGUUGAAAGAUAGAUGGGGCAACACAGCAUUGGAUGAAGCAUGGAUGUGUGGAAAUAAGAAUUUGAUUAAAUUGCUGGAAACUGCAAAAUCUGCUCAACUAUCGCAAUCCUCGGGUAAUAUCGAAGAACUAUCAGACAAAAAGCUUCAAAAGAAAUGUACAGUUUUCCCAUUCAACCCGUGGGGGAGUAAAGAGAAUAGAAGACCAGGGAUUGUGUUAUGGGUUCCACGUACAAUAGAUGACUUGGCUAAGUUGGCUUCGGAAAAGUUAAACUUCCCAAGUGGUUCUUGUAUCUUAUCAGAUGAUGGAGGCAAAAUUCUUGAUAUAGAUAUGAUUGAAAACGGGCAGAAGCUGUAUCUUAUAAGUGAAACAGAAUAGAACAUGUUCAACUCCUCUCAUUAACAUUCAUGUAUAAUCAUCAGUUAUUAUCGUCAACACUUUUGUAAAAAAUCCACAUGGAAAAAGCAUGUUGAAGCUCUUUUUGUUCGAGCUUUACAAUGUCUUUUUCUUGAAUAGAAGGUUUACGGAGAUGGGUGCCUCAUAAGUUGAUGAUUCGAGCAAGAUUUCAUAAUUGUGCUUUUGAUAAAGGAUUUGAGUGAACAAUGUAAAUAGAACUAUAUUGUUUAGAUGUUAUGCAUAGUAUUCUGUACU